ACAAGAAAUGCCUAUACGAAUGGGCAAACUAAAAGAUUUGCGGAUAUUGUCUAAUUUCAUUGUGGACAAAAAAAGGGUUUGACAAUCAAGGAGUUGAAGGACAUGUCACAUCUACGAGGAGAACUUUACAUUUCGAAAUUGGAAAAUGUGGUGAAUAUUCAAGAUGCAAGGGAUGCCGAUUUAAAAUUGAAGCAUAACCUUGAAAGCUUGAUAAUGCAGUGGAGUUUUGAGAUGGAUGGUUCAGGGAAUGAAAAGAAUCAAAUGGAUGUCCUUGACUCUCUACAACCAUGUUCGAAUCUGAACAAACUCUGCAUUCAGUUGUAUGGUGGUCCAGAAUUCCCACGUUGGAUAGGGGAUGCUUUGUUCUCUAAGAUGGUGGAUCUACGUCUCAUAGAUUGCAGAAAGUGCACGUCUUUACCAUGCUUGGGGCAGUUGCCAUCGCUCAAACAGUUGAGGAUCCAAGGAAUGGUUGGAGUAAAAAAAGUGGGUGCAGAGUUUUAUGGAGAGACUCGUGUUUCUGCAGGUAAGUUUUUCCCAUCACUAGAGUCUCUACAUUUUAAUAGCAUGUUAGAAUGGGAGCACUGGGAGGAUUGGUCUUCCUCAACAGAGUCAUUAUUCCCUUGCCUCCAUAAGCUUACAAUUGAGGAUUGCCCCAAAUUGAUUAUGAAACUACCCACUUACCUACCUUCUCUUACAAAGCUCUCUGUUCUCUUUUGUCCAAAAUUGGAGUCUCCACUUUCAAGACUUCCACUGCUGAAGGAAUUACGUGUAGGAAAAUGUAAUGAGGCGGUCUUGAGCAGUGGAAAUGACCUCACCUCACUCACCAAGUUAACAAUUUCUAGGAUUUCAGGGCUUAUCAAAUUGCAUGAAGGAUUUGUGCAAUUUUUGCAAGGGCUUCGGGUUUUGGAAGUAUCGGGAUGUGAAGAACUCGAAUAUUUGUGGGAGGAUGGUUUUGGAUCGGAAAACUCUCUUUCUCUUGAGAUUAGAGAUUGUGAUCAACUUGUAUCCUUGGGAUGCAAUCUUCAGUCUUUGGAAAUAAGUGGAUGUGAUAAACUAGAGAGGCUUCCAAAUGGAUGGCAGAGUCUAACAUGCCUCGAAGAGUUGGAAAUCAGGAAUUGUCCAAAGCUAGCGUCAUUUCCAGAUGUAGGUUUCCCACCAAUGCUGAGAAAUCUUAUUCUUGACAAUUGUGAAGGUCUAAAGUGUCUACCUGAUGGCAUGAUGUUGAAGAUGAGGAACGACAGUACUGACAGCAACAACUUGUGUCUCCUUGAAAAGCUAGUGAUAUACAGAUGUCCACCUCUCAUUUGCUUUCCAAAAGGGCAAUUACCCACCACCCUUAAGAGUCUAAGCAUAUUGUAUUGUGAAAAUCUCAAGUCUCUUCCAGAAGGAAUGAUGCACUGCAAUUCCAUCGCCACCACCAGCACCAUGGACAUGUGUGCCCUUGAAUACUUAAAUCUACAUAUGUGUCCCUCUUUGAUUGGUUUUCCGAGAGGUAGGUUACCCAUCACUCUCAAGGAACUCAGCAUAAGUAAUUGUGAAAAGCUGGAGUCUCUACCAGAGGGAAUAAUGCACUACGAUUCCACAUAUGCUGCUGCUCUCCAAGACUUGGAAAUCCGUAAAUGUCCAUCUCUCACAUCCUUCCCAAGAGGCAAGUUUCCAUCCACCCUUGAGCGACUUGACAUUGGGGGUUGUGAACACCUCGAGUCAAUUUCAGAGGAGAUGUUUCACUCUACUAAUAAUUCACUUCAAUCUUUAAUCCUCGGGAGGUAUCCUAAUCUCAAAACCCUACCAGAUUGCCUCAACACCCUCACAAAUCUACGUAUUGCAGAUUUUGAAAAUCUGGAAUUGUUGCUUCCUCAGAUAAAAAAGCUCACUCGUCUUACAAACCUUAGUAUCUGGAAUUGUUGCGAGAAUAUCAAGACCCCCCUAUCCCAAUGGGGCCUUGCCAGACUUACCUCUCUUAAAGACCUCUCGAUUAGAGGCAUGUUUCCAGAUGCAACUUCCUUUUCGGAUGACCCCCACUCGAUUCUUUUUCCUACAACUCUCACCUCCCUUACCCUUUCAGAAUUCCAGAAUCUGGAAUCCCUAGCCUCCCUGUCUCUCCAAACCCUCACCUCUCUUGAACAGCUAGUAAUCGAAAGUUGCCCUAAGCUCCGGUCGAUUUUGCCAAGGGAAGGACUAUUGCCUGACACCCUUUCACGACUGUAUGUGGAGAGUUGCCCACAUCUAACACAAAGGUACUCGAAGGAGGAAGGAGAUGAUUGGCCCAAGAUUGCCCACAUCCCCUGUGUGAAGAUAAAUAAGUUCUAAUGAGGUCAUUUACCGGAAAAACGGUGUCAAUUUGAGAAAGGGGAAGAAUGGCGUUAUAUAGAUCUCAUUCCUAAAAUAGUGAUCAAUGAAGUGCUAUUUUAAUCAAAGGGCCACUCCGCCAAUACACAGUCAGUGUUCAUUACAAGUAAUCGGGAUGAGCCUAGAUGUGUGAACUCUCCUUUGGUUCAGCAGCUUGCACUGAUUGGGCGUCCAUGUAAAAUGUGCUCUAACCAAGUGGAUUUCUUCAAAAGGAAGUGGAAUAUGAAGAAAGGAUAGAUUGUUCAGAUUUUGCCUGUAGAGGAAGGGAGAUUGCUGGGUGCUCAACACUUGAUGCUCAUUGCUCUGUUCAAGAAGAAUAAGAAACUGAGAGGAUCAGUUUCAGCCAUGUCAGGACUCUAAUCCAUGGCAGGCUUUCUCUGAGGUAGGUGCCCAGACAACAAUAGCAAGUCUAUUAGGACCCGAAAUGGCCAUCACAACAAACCAGCCACAGAAGCAACUUCUGGCCCUGAAACUUGGGGUUUUGGAACAGAGAUUUUACAGCCACCCUGGUGCCAGCUCUAAUAUUUCCAGACCCUCCAUUGGAGGCAAUAAUGCCCAGCUGUUUGUUGACUCAAAGAAGAUUGAGGGCAAGCUGGCUACUCAACCUGCUGGAUGGGCUGGUUUCUAACUUAUUGGUGAUGUAUAUCAUCCUGGGCACUUCUGGCCAUAAGAGAUGGGAAUAGGUAAAAAAGCAAAACAAAAAGGGAUUCAUGGCUUUCUGGGCAUGGUUAUGCUUAUCUAAAUGCAUUAGCUGGACAAUCGAAUGGCGGUUACUUAUCUAACAGAUGUUGUUUUACUAGACCAUGAAUAAAAGAAAACUCAACCCUCUCAUCCGUAAUUCAGAACCAUCUAAAGCCUGGCCAUGGAAUAAGCUCAAGCCUUUCUGUACAGAGAAGCUGGACUCUCUCAAAUUUUUGAUUUGUAAAUAUCCAAAGAUUGAACCUUGGCAUUGAGCUGAUGCUUCAUAACGUGUUAUUAUAAGAGACAUAGGCUGCUCGAGUUGUCUGAAUAUACCCCAUAGUCCCUCUGAUGCCUGUACACAAGUCCUUGGGCGCCUCCAGAAAGGAAGCUUGAUAAAGAGCCAUUGUGCAUAAAA
This is a messenger RNA of Vitis riparia (riverbank grape), 3445 nucleotides long. Its product is annotated as putative disease resistance protein At3g14460. The record is from RefSeq and is a predicted model, not a curated record. Bases 103 to 2310 code for a protein of 735 amino acids. The transcript has 9 exons. Lineage: Eukaryota; Viridiplantae; Streptophyta; Magnoliopsida; Vitales; Vitaceae.